Aspergillus candidus is the source of this 1384-nucleotide messenger RNA. RefSeq lists its product as uncharacterized. The coding region runs from base 176 to 1282 and encodes 368 amino acids. The transcript has a single exon. The record is from RefSeq and is a predicted model, not a curated record. Lineage: Eukaryota; Fungi; Ascomycota; Eurotiomycetes; Eurotiales; Aspergillaceae.
CCUCACUCCACUGAUAAAAAUUAAUUCUUCAACUCUUUGGACGGAGUAGACAUACCCCUCCACCCCUCAUCACUUCUCUUUAUCAUCCCGUCUUCAUCUACAUACCUCCAAGAAGACAGACCAGAAAAGUCAUCCAGAGAGAAAAGACAGGAAUCACUUCCAACCACACAAAAAAAUGGAUCCCCUCCGUUACCUCGCCGCCCCCCACGGCUUCACCCCGCUCCCGACCGCCAACAUCAAACAAAUCAAAGAAAGAAUCAGCUUCGUCGACUCCUUAACAGCAAACCCGCACUUCAACCCCUCCGAGCCCGCCCGCGAAGCCCUCUACAGCUACAAAGACGCCUGCGAGACACUCGUUGACCUCGCACGGGAGCAAAAAGCCACCGGAACCAGCGAUGCCUCCGCACAAGCCUCCGCCACCUCUCAAGCCAGCGACUUCGAAGCUGCACACCUCUCCACCGCGACGCUGUCGUUCGAUCUCGCGACCAAGGCCAAGCUCGGCGAGGAGCUCGACGCCCUGUACAACAUGUGGACGUUCACGCGGUACGAGCGCUUCCUCCCGGAGGAGGUGAAGGCCGAUGCGCGGGCACAUCCCAGCGCGAGCACGGCGGACCCGUGGCAUGGGGCGUUCUGGAAGGCGUUCUGGACGCGUCUGCAGGGCGAGCGCGAGACGUUUGCGCGUGUGUUGGCUGGUGAGUGGGGGAAUGGCGGCGCGCUGCUGAAUGAAUGUCCUUGGAGCUUGCUGCUUGCGCUGCUGUGUGAGCGCCAUACGGUGGAUUGGGAUGAGACGCUUGCGUUGGUGCAGUUCGGUGCGGGCGAGGCGCCGCUGCCGACGGAGGACUUUGUGGAUUUGUUGAAGGCUGGCGAUGCGGUUGCUUUGGCGAGGAGGUUGGACCGUGAUGAGAGCGCUGUGUCGCUGUCCGCGGAGUAUGUUAUGGGCGUUGGGACGCUGUUGAUGGCUUAUUUCUCGAAUACGUUGUCUGAUGCGUUCUUUGAUACGCUUUCGAUUGAGGAGAAGGAUGGUGAGGAGGAGGAUGAUGAGGAGAUUGCGGGGUAUGCGAUGUGGAAGCCGAAGGAGGCGCUGUUGGAACGCAUGGCGCUGAAGGAUGGGCAUGAGGAGUCGAUGAGGAAGCUGUUCCAGGAGAUGUUCGAUGAGAUGGGCGCGGAUGAAGACGGUGAUUUCGAGGACGAUGAGGAGGACGAGGAGAUGGAAGAUUUGGACCUGGCUGAGGCGGCGGGUUUCGCCGACGGUGGGUUCAGUGAUGAUUCGGAGGAUUAUUAGUUCCUCGAAUGGGGUAAAAAGAGGAAAUAGAAGAUGGUUUGGGAUGUUAUGUGUUAUGGAUUCUACUGGAUAUGAUACCUAUGCCAAUGGUGAAAAUAAUAU